GUUGUCUCCAGUAGUGUAGCUAGCUAGUAGUAGCUAGUAGAGAGCAGCAUGGUGGGUAAUGUGCAGGGGAGUCUGUGCUCCAUUGCAUAUCCCGAGUGAAACUACUGGUUUGCGGCCUGCAGAAUUACCAAACAGGAACCAUAUGUGUUGGGUUAGCUUGUUGUUCGAAAGGUGCAACUUGAAAUCGCGAUGGACAGCCGCUGCGGCGAUGACAUUCCUGCAGCAAAAAGCAAAACAAUGAGGCAUGCACUGCCUGAGUUCCCAUCUAGCAGUAAAGAUGGCGAGCAAUCGGCAAUUAUGGAAAGGCUAGCAGCGUCUGAGAAAACUGCUUCAGAAAAGAAGAGUGGAAUAAUGUCUUUCAGGAGGCAGUCAAAUCCUGACCAAUUCCCACGGUUCCAUAUUCCAAGGAAAAGCAAAGAACAAAAAGCGUUGUUCCAGUGUGUGUCCUCAGAGUCCAGGGAAUUCGAGGACAUUAUGAAUAUCCUCUCCUCCAACUAUCUGGAGACUGCAUCCAAGGGGAUGUUUAUAUACACUAAGCCAAGGCUGGUCCACAGUGAGCAGCUGGAGAAAGAUUUUGUAGAGAGAAGGAAAGAGCUUAAACUGGAUGGGAGGACCGAGAAAGAGCUCGAGGAGACAUAUUGCUUUAUGUUAUGUGACGCUGGGAAGCUCUCCUGGAUCUGUGAGAAGGGCCUGUUUGUGGGACAAAGCUGGAUCACAGCUCUGGGAAACCCAAGCAAAGGUGUUUAUUUGUCUAAAUACUCAGAUCUUUUACAAAUUAACACUUUCAAUCCUGGAGUGACUGGGGAGGUCAUCAUAUUCAAGGUCAUGAAGGGUAAGGUAAAAAGCAUCUAUGAAAACAUGGCUAAAAACCUUCUUGACCCUACACCCAAGUUCGACAGCCAUUUUUCCAAGAACUCCAGCAAAGUAACAUCUCUGACGUCGUACAGAGCGUACGAGCUCACCCAGCAAUUCUUCUAUGAGUAUGACUUUGAUGAGCCGAGGGACAGACCCAGACAGGUGUGUCCCUUUGCGGUUGUCUCCUUCCAGUUCAAAGCCAAAGACACUCCUCUUCAGACCAAGCCUAUGACCACUUUAAGGUCUAACAGCCAAUCGUCGGAAGGGACUAAAGAGAGGAGUAGCUAUGUGGUGUGGAGCGGAGAGCUUGUGAAUGGAGACACAACCCUCUACCAAGUGUGCCUGCGCUCCUUCUCCCCUCCCUUCCUCCCGUUCAAACUGCCAGAGAAGCUGCAGGUGGGGAAGGCCAUGAGUCUGGAGCGUGUGAGUCAGCUGAUCCCCUCGGCGCUCUUCUCCAGGAACCUCUACGCAGGCAGCCACGAAGUUUGUGUUACAGUGUUGAAGAACAAUACAUACGGCAGUCUGUUGGAGGUGGUGGAGAAGAACAAGUCGAGAGGAAGCCUAGCCAAAUUGUUGCACAGCCUGGAAACCAAGAAAGUGGUUCUUGUCAACACUUUGCCUGAUCGAGGAUUGCUAUUCCUGGUCUCCUCAGUGCAAAUGGCCAAGCCUUCAGAAAGAGGAGAUGGGUGGAAUAGAUGCCUCCACGCUCUGUUCAUCUACCAGGACUGCAGGGAUGUCUCGAAACAUUUUUCAAAAUGCCCGGCUUCCCAGAAACCUUCGCCCUCGCCAUCAAGGCCAGCGGUGAUGCCCCAUCUGAACACCUUCGUCCCAGCGCUGCACCACUCGCUGGCCAAGGUGCGCUGCAACCCCCCAUCUGACCUCUCGUCAGGGGUGGAGCUUCAGGCUCGAGAGUACCUCAGUGGCUGCAAAGAGGGCAAGGUGCGCCAGUACCCGGUAACAGAGUACGACUCCAAACUGGACGAGCGAGGGAAGCUGUUCCCUGCUCCCAAACACCACAGGCUGAACAUGGAGGGCUACCUGCGCUCCUAUGUGUACAGCCCAGCCAUGUACCUGCUCGCAGUGGCCAAGGCCCAAGAGAUGGUGGAGGCCUUUGGUUGUCUGCCUGACGACAGCCCCAACUCUGACAAGGACGAUUCUGAUAGGCUCGUCGCCGAACUGACGGCCAGUGGAGUGCAGGACAUGGCGCACAACAAUCCUCAAAAGGUCCAGGAGCUGAUCAACCUGGUGCUGAGGUGCAAGCGGAGCACGGAGGAGGAGAGCCGGGGGAGCAGGGAGGCAGACAGGACGGGGAGGAGGAGCUCUGAGGAGCGGGACACAGCCGAGAGGACACUCAAACACCUGAGGAGGGCUUCCCUGGAGAGAGAAGGUGCUCACAGAGCAGCGGAGGGAGGUCAGAGCCCCCCCCCGCUGGCUGGCGGCGUGGGUCUGAAGGAUGUGGACCUGAGGAGAGAUGGCUCUGCUGGCGCCGUCAAGCUCCUCGCCAUGCUCGCCGACCUCAAGAACGCUGCCAUGGGAACCAGCACCAGCGGGCCCUCGGAAGGGGCGGAGCCUACGGAAGCGUCGCUGUUUGACAGCAUAGCCAGGCUGGGCCUGCCCACCAACUGUGACAUCGACCUGCGCAAGCGGACACCAGCGGAGGAGCAGCAGGAGAAGAAGGACUUCCUGGAGGAGCAGGCAGCAGGCAGCAUGAGCAGCCUGGAGGGCUUCAGCCCCAGCUCUCACAGCGAGCUGUCCAGACGGCCCGGCGGCCUGGGAGGAGACGAGGACGGGUUCGAGAUCCCCUGGGUCCUCAUCCCCAUCACAGGUCUGACGAGUGAGAAAUACUGCCAGAGGGAGAAGGACAACCCUCAGGACCCUCGCUUCUUCCAGGUUCCUAUAGCAACUGCCGCCCUCCAGACCAGCUCCCCCCCCCCCCCCAGGGCAGCCCCUGGCAGCCCAGAGCCUGAGGACCAAUUAAACCAGCCCACGGGGGAAUCCUAUUUCACAGGCGCACAGAGCACACACUCAGGUCACAGAGAAGAGACAGACUUGCAGGAACUGGAGGAGAGACUGGAGGAGAGACUGGAGGAGAGACUGGAGAAGAGACUGGAGGAGAGACUGGAGGAGAGAUGGGUGGAUAAACAGAUGGAGAAAAAAGAGGACAGAAGGGAGGAGCCCCAGGAGGAGAGACUAAAUACCCUGGAGGUGGAGAAUCAGGAGCCCCGCCCAGCCCCUCACCCCCCCCUGGCCUCUGACAGCCUCUCACAGUCUCAGAGGAACAGGAAGAGGAGCGGGGAUGGGACGGAUGGAAGGACCAGGAAGCAGCGGAGACAUUCUGGCCUUGUGCAGGCCCAGCCUGAGGAAGAGAAGGAGGAGGGGGAGGUGUGGAUGGAGGAGGAGGAGGAGAUAAAAACAAAAGACGAGAGGCCUCCUGCCCCCUCUUCCUCCAGCCCUUCUCAGCUUCCUGUUCCUGCUGGUCCCCUAGGCGGCUUGGACAUCAUCUUAGAGGAGCAGCGUGGCUGUUUCUCCUCUGAGGUACAGCACCUCCUGCAGGCCGAGAACAUACACUACAGCCCCUCUCACUCCCCGCCCGGCACGCAGCACUCGCCAGCCAUGCUCCCGCUCAGACCCCUCUCAGAGUACAUCUCUUUCUACAACGACCCACUGCCCCUGCACAACUACAUCAGCUCCCUGAAGGAGGGCCUCGGCCUCAUCCUGGACGCUCACAAGGUUCUAGAGUCCCACAGGGCUCUCGUCCUAGGCCCAGGGCAGCAGACUUGGCCUUGCGCUGACAAUAUUACCGCCAACACUCACACUACUAUUCACUGUUCUAGCACUGCCCUCAACAGCGAAUCUGUCCCUGGCCCUGACCCUGCCCUGACCCCUGACCCCUCUCCGGGCCCCUCCCGUGCCCUGACCCCUCUCCCUGACCCCUCCCCAGGCCCCUCCCCACACACCCCUGUCCCAUCAUGGCCCCUUCCACCUCAGUUCAGCCCCAGUGUAGCUCACCCUCCCCAGGCACCUCGUGGCCCCUCGCCUUCCCAGGCCAUCGACUCUCCUGGCGGCCCCAGAAGAGUCUGUCCAGAGUCUGUCCCCCAGGCAGACUCUAAGGAGAACCUGGAUGGGGUACCGAUGUGCUACAGUCCGGGCUCUGUGGGGUCCGGAGAGGACAGCCCUGCUAUCCCAGGGCUGGGGGGACCUUGUCCGGGCGUGGGGACCCUCCCAGUGUUGGACUCUGACCCAGCCCCUGGGCCUGAACCCGGGCCUGGGCUGGCCUCCAUCAGUACCCUGAUCAGCCAGCUGAAGCCAGAGGUGUUCAGUAACCUGGUGGAGAUCAUCAAGGACGUGCAAAAGAACUCAGUCCAGUUCUACAUCCACACUGUGGAGGAGGAGAACCAGGUCUACGACGACAUCAAGGAGUACCUGCAGAGGCUGGGGAACCUGGAGCUGAGCCCUGUCAGCUUCCUGGGCAGAGAGAGCAGCAUGGACAAGCUGCUGGUCAUCAUCCAGAACAAAGACAUCGCUGCUCACAUCCACAAGAUCCCAGCCCUGGUGUCUCUGAAGCGUCUCUCCUCUGUGGUCUUCUCCGGGGUGGACAGUCUGGACGACAUCAGGAACCACACCUCCAACGAGCUGUUCGUCUCCGGAGGGUUCAUCGUCUCUGACGAGUUUGUCCUCAACCCAGACUUUAUCACACAUGAGCGUUUGCGCGCCCUGCUGAUGUUCCUGGAGCAGCAGAGCUCUGCAGAGAGCAUGUGGAGGUGGAAGGUCCACUGUAAGACCCAGAAAAAGCUGAAGGAGCAGGCCAGGUUUAAGAAGGACGCCAGGAACAUCCUGAACAUUCUGAACACCUACCAGCAGAAGCAGGUGGUGGAGUUCCUGUCGUACCACGAGUGUGACCUGUCCUCCCGCCAGGCCCCAGACCUGGCCUGUCUCAUCAGGCUGCAGGCCCAGCACGUCCAGCACCGCCACCUCAUCUUCCUCACAGAGCGACGGUUUGAGAUGUUCCCCAAUUACUCAAGCAGCGGCAUCGUCAUCGCGAACAUCGAUGACAUCAUGCACAACUUUCACGAUCUAGUCGGUCUCCAUGACGUUGGGAACAAGCAGCCUAUCGCAGACAUCAAUGCAUCGGUCCAAGACCCAGAGAUAAAGUGUGCAUCUGUGUGUCAGGACAUGGCCCCCCUGUGCUCAGUGGAACACUCCCCUGUGACAGAGCUGACCUUGCCCUACCCAGACCACCACCUCCCCCUAGCCCCCCAGGCCCCAGACUUCCACCGGGCCCUGAGAGACCAGCUGGUCCCAGACACAGAGACCCCGGCCUCCUCCUCCCUGCCCUCCACCUCCUCGGACGGGGCCCCCACGGAGCCGGACUUCGAGGCCCUACGGCAGGCCAUCUCCCAGUUCAAGGCGGAGAGGAUGGCCCGUGCCCUGGCCGGCCAGGGCCCCCAGCCAGCGGAGGAUGAGUCCUCAGGGAGCUUCCACAUCAACCCCCACCAGAGCUUUCUGUCCGGGGAGCAACCUGGCUCCCUGGACAAGCUGGACCCGGCCCACCAGGCUGUGUCCUCCACCCUGGCCUCCAUCCACGGCAGGCUGCGAGGGCGAGCGGGGGCCGAGACGAUCAGCGACAGCGACAUGUCCCUGUGCGGCUCCCAGGACAGCUCGGUCUUCCUGGGCCUCCAUACCCCCAGGGCCUCCCCUGCUGCCCCCAGGGCCUCCCCCGCCAUCGACGGACCGGAGGGGCUCUGUGAGGAGGACGCGCCUAGCAACAAAGACAUGGACAUGCCAGACACGCCUCAAAGCCCUGAGCAGAGCAUCAGCACUGGUAACCCCGCCCCCGCAGGCCCCGCCCCCACAGCGCCCGGCGCAGGGCUCCAGCAGGGGACCAGGCCAGGGGAGAAAGGGGAGGAUGCACCCCUGCCCCCGAGGUUCCACAGCCUGGGCGGUAUGCUGCCCUCUCCCACCCCCAGAGCUCUGUACCCUGGUCUGGAGGGGCCGUCACUAGCCCUGAGCAGACUGACCAUGCAGCAGAGUGGCUUGCUGCCCCCUCGACUGGUCAACAACAUCUUCAACAGCCAGCCUCUCCCAUUUCCAGGCCCUGGCCCCAUGAUCAGGGGCCUGUUGCCCACCAACCUGCCCCUGGGCUGGCCUGGGCUGGGGCAGGCAGGGUCUGUCUGGGGUUUCCAGCCAAGGGGACUCAGUCAGCCAUACUCCCAGGGCCUCAUGAGGAACUUUAAUGCCCAAACGAACCACUUUCGGCCUCACAGAGGGGGCUUCAACGGCCUGUGAGGAUGCUGGAGGAACAAUUUCCGUCCUCGAAGUAGUUCCUCCACAGCCCUCCAAAGGGCUGUUACCUGGAUCUGACGAAGGGCAUUUCUAGGGGAUGAAGGGAAGCGAUUGCCUGUCAUUGGAGCAACGCACUUGACACUUGUCUUAUUUGAGAUGUUGUUAGGACCUUGUGUUUCUUACCUCAAAGUUGCUUUUGUUUGUACAUCCGGUUCCUUGUUUUUGUAAAAACUACAGCCACGUGGUGUUGUAAACCGCUGGUUCUAAAUUAUUUAAUUUUUAUAUACUUGAUUUUUUCAUUGUUGAAAUUAAAACUUGCGUGAAAGUC
Messenger RNA from Osmerus eperlanus (European smelt), 6466 nucleotides. It is a transcript of the gene tasora, whose product is annotated as transcription activation suppressor a. Gene Ontology annotation, cellular component: heterochromatin; nucleoplasm. Bases 190 to 6141 code for a protein of 1983 amino acids. Lineage: Eukaryota; Metazoa; Chordata; Actinopteri; Osmeriformes; Osmeridae. The transcript is spliced from 26 exons. The record is from RefSeq and is a predicted model, not a curated record. Gene Ontology annotation, molecular function: chromatin binding. Gene Ontology annotation, biological process: protein localization to heterochromatin; negative regulation of gene expression, epigenetic.